AUGUCUGCGGAGUACGAUGAUGUCAAGAUAGAUCCUGUUUUCAAACAUAUCAUGGCGAUUGCGGAAAAUAACCUCAAGUUUUCGGGGAAAUUGGUGGAUAGCUUCUUGUGUAAGCAGCUGAUUACCUCGAAGAUGCAUGAGAAGUGGUUUGUAUUUGCGAGGAAUCCUCUCCGGUUUUCGCUUCAGGAGUACCACGCUGUGACAGGCCUCAAGAUCUCGCGGGAAAGUAGCUGUGACGUAGUUAAAUGGAAAAGUGAUGGCGGAUUUUGGAGUGAACUACUAAGGACAGGUGGUAAGAUCACCUUGCAGUCGAUCAAAAAGGUGCAUCUACAAGAAGUUCACAGCUGGUCUCGGCGUGAUAGGAUGAGGUUGAUCUACUUAUGUGUGAUAAUGGGCGUGGUGAUGGGGAGAGAUGAGAAGGUGAACAUCCCUCAUAUGUACAUCAAGCUGGUGAUGGAUCUUGAGAAGCUUCGGAACUUCCAUUGGGGUCUUCACUCCUAUGACUUCUUACUGAGUUCCAUUGAGAAGGUUAGGAAGAAGUUGGGUAAGAAGAACAGCUACAUUUUUGAGGGGUUCUCCUAUGCGUUCCAGAUUUGGAUUAUGGAAGCAAUUCCGGAUUUUGGAGAAAUAUGUGGCAGCAAAGUCUCGGACAGUUUCAUCGGUCCAAGGUGUGGAAAUUGGAAAGGAGUUGCAAAAGUUUCUUAUGAAGACAUCAUUCAACUUGAGGAAUCGUUUACUGAGAAGGGAGACUUGUUCUCGAUAAUUUCAGUGAGUGGCAAUGGUGAUGUGUUGAGGCAUGCUGAUUAUACAAGGAAGGAUGAGAUGGAAGAUGAACGUGUGGACCUUCUUCUCGAUAGGAUUAAAAUCAAUUUUGAUUGGAGCAACACACAAUGGCCAGUUAUAGAGGAUGAAGAGACUGAGAUGGAGGAAGUCGAUACAAAGUCAGAAACUGAUAAGAGUGUGGAUGCUACUGAUAUUGCAGCAGAUGUGGAGACAUCUUCGGUUAAUGUUGCUGGAAGAGGCAAGAGAAAGAUUCAGGAUGAAGGAGCCGAGACAAGAAAGAAGAAGUUGCUGUGUAAGCGAACAGCAGAAAAAAAACAGAGUAUUGAUCAAGAAACUAAGAGUUUCAUUGAGGGUUUGGUCCACUCAUCUGUCAGUUCCUUGGGAGAUAUACUCAGAGCGCAAAUGGCGAGUAUGGAGAGCAUGUUCAAAGAGAGGAUCGACAACAUGGAGAUCGAGGUUUCACAGCUCAGGGAAGCAAUCAGUUUGAGUGCCGAAGGAAGCGUUCCUAAGAGCAAAACCGAUGAAGCUGCGCCUAAGACCAAAAUCGCUCAAGCUCCUCCAAAGAAAAAGGUCAAUCAAGCUCAAGCUCAAGCUCCAGCAAAGAAAAAGGUGAUUUUAUUAGUAGAAGACACCUUCUACAAUGCGUAG
Brassica napus (rape) is the source of this 1431-nucleotide messenger RNA. RefSeq lists its product as uncharacterized. Lineage: Eukaryota; Viridiplantae; Streptophyta; Magnoliopsida; Brassicales; Brassicaceae. The transcript has 3 exons. Bases 1 to 1431 code for a protein of 476 amino acids. The record is from RefSeq and is a predicted model, not a curated record.